ACGACCAGCAUGCACCUAAGCCUCCAGGGUACCCUGGAAACGCUUUCCAAGUCCCGCGAUCCACGUACAGCGGGAUGGCUGCUGACCGGCAACCCUGCAGUGACUGUCACCAUCAUCUGCCUGUACAUCUGCUUCGUCAAGUACUGGGGACCCGAAUGGAUGAGAGACCGGAAGCCCUUUCAACUGACGGCUCUCAUAAGGGCGUACAACCUGACCAUGAUAGGUCUUCACGCUUUCUUCGCAGCCUUCUUCUUCGGUAACACUUACCUCGUCGGCAAUUAUAGCUGGUUCUGUACGGGCAUCGACUUCAAGCCCACGCCGCAAUCUAUGAAACUGCUGAACGGUUGCUGGUUUUAUUUCUUUGUUCGAAUCGGAGAAUUCCUGGACACGGUGUUCUUCGUCCUGCGCAAGAAGAACACUCACGUGUCUGUCUUGCAUAUCGUCCAUCAUUCCAUCAUCGUGUGGAACGGUUGGUUAGGUCUCACGUUCGGAGCCGAAGGUCAAGUGAUGCUGGCCAUCUGCAUCAACUCGCUCGUUCAUGUCAUCAUGUACGGCUACUACUUUCUGGCGUCCUUCGGGCCGGCCGUGGCCAAGUACCUCUGGUGGAAAAAGUACCUUACUCAGUUGCAAAUCGGCCAGCUGACGUUCUUUGUAAUGUACGCUAUGAUACCCAUGUUUUACGACUGUGGUUAUCCCAAAGUGAUGACGUACAUAGGCCUCGUCGAAGCUGUAAUCAUCUUGGCGCUCUUUUGCAACUUUUAUCUGUCAGCCUACACGAAGAGGCGACGAGUUCUCAAAACAGCUUAGGCCAGUGGUCUCCAAACUAGGAGGCCACAGUGAUGUGUCAAGGGAGAGGUGGGGACAAUCUGCUGUUGUGUUUCAAACAAUCGAA
Messenger RNA from Ornithodoros turicata, 892 nucleotides. Its product is annotated as very long chain fatty acid elongase 4-like. The record is from RefSeq and is a predicted model, not a curated record. Gene Ontology annotation, molecular function: fatty acid elongase activity. The transcript has a single exon. NCBI's taxonomy places the organism in Eukaryota, Metazoa, Arthropoda, Arachnida, Ixodida, Argasidae. Gene Ontology annotation, biological process: sphingolipid biosynthetic process; fatty acid elongation, monounsaturated fatty acid; fatty acid elongation, saturated fatty acid. The coding region runs from base 10 to 807 and encodes 265 amino acids. Gene Ontology annotation, cellular component: endoplasmic reticulum membrane.